Molecule: messenger RNA, 4430 nt
Organism: Temnothorax curvispinosus
Lineage: Eukaryota; Metazoa; Arthropoda; Insecta; Hymenoptera; Formicidae
Gene: Con
Product: connectin
Exons: 9
Coding region: 452-2032 (526 amino acids)
Molecular function (GO): protein binding
Source: RefSeq, a predicted model, not a curated record
GAACGCGCAUCUCUCUUUUGGGCACGCGGUUACGCGGUUGACGUUACGUGAACAUCGGGCGCGCGUUCCCGUACACGACCGCCCAUAAGUGCGACACGAGUCGAUUGUGAACGAUCCUGCGACGCGGGCCGUGUGACGCGGGAUUGACCGAUCUCGUCAGCGUGAAUUAGCCUCAUCCUUUCGGUGCCGUAAGCCGGCCGAGUUUCAACGUGGAAAGAUCGUCUCGCCCGAGCUUCUUCCGUUCCUGCCGAGAAUUCCGACACUCCCGGAAGGUUGGAUGCAGGGUGGUCUAGUGAUUUUAUCCAGUGCAUAGAAAAUCAGUUAAUUCUAUAUUUGUGGCGACGACUAGAGAUUUUGGGUUGGAUGCAGUUAACUGAUCGGGGCAGCGACCAGAAACUAAAUUUCCAGGAUAUUGAACUACGCGAAGGAAAGUAAAGCUUAACGGAUCAUAAUGCGCCAAUUUCUGUACCAUUCCCUCGUUCUUGAACUGUUGCUGGUGACAAUCUUGUUCGCGUCGUCGGGUCUGGCAGUGCCCAAGACGCGCGGCAAAAAGAAACUCAUCAAGGAGGCAAAGGAAGUGAAUAUCUGCGACAUUGAGAACCAGCAAGCGCCGAUUUUUUGCUACUGCAACAAUGUCGGCCUGCAAAAUGCCAGCGAGGCCGAUUGCUGGGUAUUGAGCAAGUUCGUACAGGACGAUUCCAUGUGGAAUUACUUCACAUCGCAAAGCCAUCUGAAAAAAUUGACGUUUACGGUACGUCAGAUCGGCAGCCUCGACUACGUGCCCAGUCAGGUGCUGCACAAACUGAAGAAUUUGCGCGUGAUCGUGUUCAAGUAUGGAUGGCUCCACGAGAUUGCCGAGAACGCUUUUAGCAAUCUCAACGGCGUUACCGAGAUCAAUCUCCACCGCAACAUGAUCGUUGUGCUACACAAGUACGCUUUCGCGCACAUGCGAAAUCUCACUGUCAUCAAUCUCGACGAUAAUCGCAUCCCUGAGAUUAAUAGAGAUACAUUUGUGAACUUGCCGAACUUGAGCAAGCUGUACCUGAACCGCAACAACAUUAGCACUGUUCACGACAAGGCGUUCAAGCUUCUGGGCUCGCUGCAGGAACUCGAGCUGAGCGGCAACCAGAUCACUGUCAUCACGCGCGACAGUUUCCAUGGUCUGCGCAAUUUGCUGCGUCUCGAUCUACGCCUCAAUCAGAUCACCAUGAUCGGCGAUCGUAGCUUUGUCGAGAUGCCGGAAUUAACCGAGGUCCAGCUUGAUCAAAAUAAGAUCAUAUAUAUAGCCGAAAGAGCAUUUGACAGCAUGCGCAAUCUCCGGAAGUUGCAUCUCAGCAGCAAUAAGCUGGUGACAUUGCAGCCAGACUUUUUAGCUGGUGCACCCAGUGUUCACUUUUUGGAUCUGAGGGUAAAUUCGCUGAAGACCAUGACUUUUGACAACAUUAAACCAAUCGUGACUAAUUUCUACGGCAAUAACAGCCACUUAUACCUGGGCGGAAACAAUCUGAUCUGCGACUGCAAACUCGCGUGGAUCUGGGGCCUGCGGAACGAGACGAAGAACACGGAACUGAGGAGUGCCCUGGAGGAGCUGACUUGCUUCCUUGAGAGCAAUAAUGCAACGCAGAAGAUCAACAACGAAGACCUGGGGAGAAAUCAGCCGCCCAAGAUUUCCAACGAAUACGUUAACGAUAAUUUGAGAGACGAUAAUAACGAGGACGACGAUGAGGCUGAGAACGAUGAAUAUUAUGAUGAAUCCGAUGACGAAAAUUCGACAAAUUAUCACAAGAAUAAUCGUGAUGGUAAAAAGUGCUGCACGAAAAACUUAUUCGAAUUGAAGCUAGAAGAGCUGCCAUGCCCGGAGCUUUCGCGUGAGGAUUUAAUGGCCUCCGAGCAGCCAUCCAGCCGCCAUGAAAACGCCCGCGUGGGUUCGUCCGGGUCCAGCUGGUUUAGCUCUGGUUCGACCUCGGUCCAGGCCGGUCAGUCCGUCCUCGUUGCCUCAUUGCUAUUGCUACCUAUACUUUUUUUCACGUAGAAGCGGUUAAGCACUCAAAAAUAAAGCGGUAUAAGCGCCAUUCGGCAGCCCGAUAUGCUCGAGUGAGCGGAUGGAAAAUCGUACACUUAAACGAAACGGGACAGAAAGAAAGUGUAUGUUUAUGUGUGUGUAUGUAUGUGUAUGUAUGUGUGUGUGUGUGUGUGGAUGUGUGUGCGUGUGUGUGUGGAACUAACUGGACACAACCAAGAGACGUACCUUCGAAACUUUCCGAAGCGCUUGCAGUUACCGUUUAUUAUAUGAAGUCUCUCUUAAAGAUAUCCGAACUUUAAAAAUGUUCGUGACUACGUAUCAAUAAUGCAUAUAUAGCAAUGGACAAGAGAUCGCCAAGUCACAAUUGUCUAGUAUAUAAACGCGGAUGCAUUUGCAUGCCAUUUUUAAAGUUUGAUAAUUUUCUUUUAAUUUUUCGUGUAUUUAACGUGACAGUGUAAAAACGUUUGCCAUUCUUUGAAAUAUGCUAUCAUGCACAAUUAAAGUUUAACGGGCCAACUAAUGAGAUGCGACAUUUUAUGUUCGCAACAAUCUACAUGUUUACUGUGUUUUCAAUAUGAGCCAAAAUGGUAAUAUAAAAAUGGCAAGGUUGCACAUAGCGUUUUAUUUUACACAAUAUUGGUUGAAUUCGGGCUCAAAUGCGCUCCCUUACAUACUGUACGCAUUCCCGUAUUUGUACAGUAUAUAUAUACAUAAUUUUACUGUAUGCAUUAUAAGAAUACCAAAAAAUAUCGCGCACACUACCGUUUCUCGUUAGUUAUUUCGCUUGCGUAAAUACUGCCAUUUAAACCGUAGUCGAUUAUCAUAUAUUCAGCUAAUUUUGACCGAGACGACGGGUCCAGCUACAACGGCUGGAAAUAUCGAUAUAAUUACAAACUGCCAGAAAUUCAGAUAUCGCCAUAUAAUUUAGAGUAAAUAUUGAAAUUUUGAUAGUAAAAUUAUACAGCAGAUUUCUUAAUUGUUUAUUUAUGACCGCAAUAAUUAUCCAUCUUUUUUCCACUAUUUCUAUUCGUUUUUAAGAGUAGGUUAAACGUUUUGAUAUAAAUGUAUUUUUUAAAAUUAUUUUUCUUUGUGCUUUUUACAACCUUUUGCAACAUGCUGUGAAAUAUUAAACACAAUCACACUGCCAGUUCUGCUCGCUCAGUUUUAUGGAUGGUUUUAAAAUUUUGAUACAAAUUUACGUGAUAUUUGUUUUAAGAUUGCUUUUCGAUUUUUAUAACCUUUUAUACAACAUUACAAAACAUUAAAUAUUGCACAUUGCCAGUUAUCAGUAAGCAUUUUAUUUGUAAACCUAUGAUUAAAUCUUCAUAUUCUUAAUACCCCCCCCCUCUAUUCUUAACAUCUGCAUUCUCAUUGUAACAACAUUUAUGAACUCCGUAUUCUUAACAUUUACUCCUGUGCUGCUAUAUGUAUACAUAUAUGCUAAUAAUCCAUACUUAUCAUAUGAUCACGUGAUCAUCAUAAUUAGAGAAAGCGCGAAUGAAAGAGGAGGAUGCCAUAUUGAAGAGGAUAUUCAAAGACAUUUCUUAGUAAAUAAAAAUUUCUUAUUUAACAUAUGCAUGCGUAUGUAUGCGCACAUGCAUAUCACGCGACCGACGCAUCGAAUGUCAACGCGUAGGCGCGAAUAAGAGAGAAAGAGACACGGCAAUUAUUUUCUCAUUUUAUUUAUCUUGACUUUCUCUCUCCAAAGCAUUGUCGGCAUAAAAAAUUGCUCGGCCCAUUUAUAUUUUUAUCCAUUACGUCCAACAGAUAAAUAUCCAUAUUUAUUUGAGGGCUGUGGAAAAGUAUUAAAAAUAGAAGAUUCUUUAUCUUAAUAUGUUAAGAAUACGGAUUUAAUUGUAUUACUAUUUAGAUUUUGAUCCAUACGUAAUACGUAUUUUUAACAUUAAGCCUAUAGCAAAGAUCAUCUACGAUGGAUGGAUGAUUUUGAAUCCUUGUAAAACUUUAUAUCUUGAAUAUCAAAAACAUCAAGAAUUAAUAUUAAUGUACAAUUUAAAAAAAAAAUUUAAUGGCGGCACGGUGCGAUUAUAGAACACAUCAAGAAUUGAUAUGGUUGAAACAUAUUUUAAGGAAAAAUUGAGAAGGACACCAUAUGAUCAGGAUUUUAUACUGCUUUCGAUAUUUAUUAAAGAAAAAAAGCAAUUGAAUUAGUUGAUUACGAAAAUGCACGAGUAACGCUAACAACUUCUUAAAAAAUUCCACGGACUUUAUUUUUAAUUUUAUCGUGAUGUAUAUUAAUAUUUUAGUACAUAUUUGGCAUUUAGAAAUAUAAAUAAGCGCUUAUUAAUUACAAAAUGCCUCUAAGAAAGCUCAGUAGUAAUCAUGCCUUUUUCGAAACGUUGCAUGUAAAAAAAGAUCGAUAUUCCUGUAGUUAGUAAUUGAUACUUUU